Messenger RNA from Scophthalmus maximus (turbot), 1547 nucleotides. It is a transcript of the gene dhrs7cb, whose product is annotated as dehydrogenase/reductase (SDR family) member 7Cb. Gene Ontology annotation, molecular function: all-trans-retinol dehydrogenase (NAD+) activity. Gene Ontology annotation, biological process: regulation of release of sequestered calcium ion into cytosol by sarcoplasmic reticulum. NCBI's taxonomy places the organism in Eukaryota, Metazoa, Chordata, Actinopteri, Pleuronectiformes, Scophthalmidae. The record is from RefSeq and is a predicted model, not a curated record. The transcript is spliced from 7 exons. Gene Ontology annotation, cellular component: sarcoplasmic reticulum membrane. The coding region runs from base 161 to 1117 and encodes 318 amino acids.
GCAGCAAGUUCCAGUGGACAGCAGCGGGUCAAGACACAGACAGACAGAGGACGAGAGCUGUAUGAAUGGUGGAGGGACGAGGGAGGAGAAGAGCCUCUACUAAACCCCGAAAGACCAACAGCCAGCCCUGCUGGAGGAUUAGCUCCUUGUCCGUGCUAACAUGGCCCUGCCCUCUGUGAUGGUGUUGCCCAUGCUGAUUGUGGUGGCAGCAGGGUUGUACUACAUCUACAAGGAGGUCAUGCAGUUCAUGUCCAAGUCCUUGGUGCGAAACAAAGUGGUGGUGAUCACAGAUGCCGUGACCGGGGUGGGGACCGAGUGUGCCCAUCUCUUCCAUAAGGCCGGGGCCAGGCUUGUCCUGUGCGGGAGCAGCUGGGAUAAACUGGAGUCUCUGUUUGACUCUCUGACGAAUGACGCCGACCCUAGAGAGUCAUGCCGUCUUGUGUCUCUCAAGACGUUUGCCCCAAAACUGGUGAUCUUGGACUUUAGCGACAUGGACAGCAUGGAGGAUGUGGUGGCUGAGGUGUUGGAGUCUUAUGGCUGUGUGGACGUGCUGAUCUGUAACAGCAGCGUGAAGCUGAAGGCCCCCGUGCAGAGCGUCUCCCUGGAGCUGGACAGAAACAUCAUGGACAUCAACUAUUUUGGCCCAAGCACUCUGGUCAAAGGAGUUCUUCCGACGAUGAUCUCGAGAAGAUCGGGGCACGUUGUGCUGGUGAACAGCAUCCAGGGCAGACUGGCGAUCCCAUUCAGAAGCUCAUAUGCGGCAUCUAAGCAUGCAGUGCAGGCCUUCUUCGACUGCCUGCGGGCUGAAGUGGAGGAGUAUGGGAUAGUUGUCAGCACCAUAAGUCACACCUUCAUCGAUGCCUCCGAGCCGCCGUCCGUGGAAGCGCCUGCCCCCAAACCAAACGCCCUGGCUGCAUUUAUUGCUAGCCAGUUGACCCAUGGCGUGCGCCCGUCAGUCCUGGCCAAUGAGAUUAUGCAGACGGUAAACAGAAAGAGGAAGGAGGUUGUGCUGGCCCACCCCAUCCCCAGGGUGGCCCUCUGCCUCCGCUCCCUCUUUCCCCCCUUCCUCUUUGCCGUGCUGGCUGCUGGAGUGAAGGACUCAGUGUUGGCUGAGUAGAUUCUGGAGGAAGGCUGCGAGGCCGAACGGAGUCAGAGCAAUGUGGAAUUAAGGAAGACUCGUUUGGGAAUUGGUAGAUAUGUAAUAGGGAGUACUGUAGUCGACGCAAAGCUGGAUGACCAACAGGGCAAAGCAGGCAACGGCCCUGGGCUGCUAGACCUUCAGGUUCACCUGGAAAUGUGUUUAUGGCAAUUUAAUUGAUAAUUUAAUAUUUAUUUGUUUAUACUAGUUAAUAAUAAACACAAAAUUGUCGUAAGCCAAUUAUGAGGUCCUUAAACCUACAAUAACUGUUUAUUUAGUCAUUUGGUGGCAGCAGAAACACACAGUGACAAACCAUAUAAGGUUUUCGUGGCUAACGUGUCAAGGCGCUGCACUCAUGUGGGGUCAUGUUUCUGUCCACCUGAUGAAUUAAAGUCCAAAGUUCACAAUC